AUGGAACACGCCGCGGAAAAUGGUGCAAGGCUUGGAUCUUUUGGAAAGAAAACGGGGAAAAACAGUGUUAUGGAAAGGCAAAAUGAACAGCAAACAACAGUGAGCGACGAUAGGUUUAAGGAACAGCUGCUCUGUAAAUUAGAUGAGCUGAGGAAAGCUAACUUUCUUUGCGACACAAUCGUUCGGGUCGAAGGAGAAGAUUUUCCCGUUCACAAGAAUGUUCUAUGUGCCACAAGCGAUUAUUUCAAGGCUUUCUUUUCUAGUGACCUACAAGUCAAAGAAAGCCAGAGCAGCUUAGUAGAACUAAAAAAUAUGAAAUCAAGCACGAUUGCAGAAGUGCUCCGAUUUAUGUACACUGGAGAAGUAAACAUGAGCUCGUCAAACGCACAAGAUCUUAUCAUCGUCGCUGAUUAUCUGAUAAUUCCACGAUUGAAAACAACAGCUGCGGAGUUCAUUGGGAAGUCAAUAAAUGCCUCAAACUGUUCAACAAUGGAAUCCUUUGCUUUUCAAUAUAACUGCGAUGCGUUGAUUCAGGCUGUCUUAAAUUAUAAAUGUAAACAUUUCCUUACUUACGUAAAAUCAAACGAUUUUUUGGACCUUGAUGUAGAGAAAGUGAAAGAAUUGGCGUGUCUUGACGAUCUGCAUAUUACUAAGGAAGAGGAAGUUUACGAGGCAGUUAUUGAGUGGGUGAAACAUGAUUUAACAUCAAGAGAAUGUUUCCUCCCAGAUCUGCUAAAUUGUUUAAGGUUGUUCUCUCUGUCAAAAUACAGUUUGGAGAAGUUUUUAAAGAAAGAAGAGUUGAUCGUGAAAAGUCCUGUUUGUUCAAACAUUUUGUAUAAUGGAUUGAACUUUUUUGUUUUUCCGGAUCGAUUUUUAAGCAAGUCUCUUAAGCAUCGCUCAUCCAUUCAGAAUGAAGAACAUGUUAUAGUAGUUAUCGGCAGUGAAAGUGAUCUUGAAGAAGACAUUAAGACUGACUGUUAUGUUCUUUCUACAAAACAGUGGAAGUCACUAGCUCCCAUACCCGAAAGCUGUGCCUUGGAUAUGUAUAAUUUGUAUGUUUCUGCCGUUUGUGGUGGGCUUUUGUAUAGAAUUGAUGGUGUAGAUGGCAAAGUCACCUGUUAUAACCCACUGGAAAAUGCAUGGAGAGCAAGAACAACAAGGUUUCUUAGCAGUUGUAGAGGUUGUGCAGUGGCAUCAUUCCACGAGGAACUUUAUUUGUUUGGUGGAAUGAUACAUGAAGAUAAUGACUUAGAUACGGAGGUGAUGUUCCAAGAUGCAUUUAAAUACAAUCCAUUGAGCAAUGCAUGGACGAAAGUAGCAUCAAUGCAAACCGGCCGCGCUUAUCACUGUGCAGUAGUUGUGGAAGACCUCAUUUAUGUGAUUGGAGGUUGUAAUGGCCAGAUCUCCCUGAAGAGUGUCGAGACAUAUAAUGCAUCAACCAACCAGUGGAGAAGAGCUCCAGAUAUGGCAAAUCCCCGUAAGCAUGGUGCAGCAGUUAAUGCUGGUGGGAAGAUCUUUGUCACUGGGGGGUACUGUGACAAUGAUGAAACAAGUGUGGAGCCUAGUUGUGAACUUUUUGAUCCACUUGUUAACCAGUGGAGCCUGCUACCUGGACCUUACCAACCUCGCUGUUGUUUUGGCAUCGUGAGUGUGGAUGACAUGGUGUAUAUUUUUGGUGGUGAGGAUUCAGAACAGUGGAUAAGUACUUCUGAGAGUUUUGACUUCAGAAGCAACAAAUGGAAUGAAGAAGCUGAGAAACCUCUGCCAAUGCCAAGGAAUGGUACACGGACCCAAGCAUCUUUGUUGAAAGUCCCAAAGAAGUUUAUUAAAAGCUCAACUGGUCGACUGUCUGUAUCCUGA
This is a messenger RNA of Porites evermanni, 1860 nucleotides long. NCBI's taxonomy places the organism in Eukaryota, Metazoa, Cnidaria, Anthozoa, Scleractinia, Poritidae. The record is from the annotation of a GenBank genome assembly.